CGCAAAGUGGCGUGCUCACCUUUUUCUGGAACGUGAGCGAAGAUCGGAGUUCGCUCUUCCCUCCCUCCUCUCCUCAAUCUUCAUUUUUAUUUUAUUAUAUCAUUAUUUAUUAAUCUCCUUCUUCUUCCUCACCAUAAUCCCUUUCUCUCUCUACAUUUCCUUCCCUCUCCUCUUUCUCUCUCCUCAAGUCCUCAGACAACAACAACAACCAGAAUUCUUCCUUACGAUUUCAGGUUUAUUUAUGGCGAAAGUUAGCAGGGUAAGGCGUCUCAAGUACAGAAGCCGUAAUGGCAAAACAGAACGAUAUCAGAUUCCUUCAUGCUCGCACAAGAUUUUCAAAGACAUAAACAACAAGUCUUCUAAGUUGUCAGAGAAGAAAGAUUGGGAAGAUGCCAAUUGCUCGGUUUGCAUGGAGUCCCCUCACAAUGCUGUUCUUCUGCUUUGUUCCUCUUACAACAAAGGCUGCCGCCCCUACAUGUGUGCCACUGGUUACCGCUUUUCUAAUUGCCUUGACCAAUAUAAGAAUGCAUACAAAAAAGGAACCCCGGGCUCUACCACUCCGGGCCUCAACCCUGAAUGGCCCGAGGAAAAGAUGGAAGCAUCUGAGCUUCUGUGUCCACUCUGCCGUGGGCAGGUGAAGGGGUGGACCCUAGUUGAACCAGCUCGGAAAUAUCUUAACAAGAAGAAACGAACAUGCAUGCAGGAGAACUGCACUUUUGUUGGUAACUACAAACAGCUGAAGAAGCAUGUCAAGAAUGAGCACCCGUGGGCCCGACCCAGGGAAGUGGACCCGUCCCUUGAAGCGAAAUGGAAAAGUUUAGAGAGGGAGAGAGAAAUAAGUGAUGUCAUGAGCACGUUUUCACCAGGUACGAUUGUUUUGGGGGAUUAUGUUAUUGAUCCAAACUUUAACCCCUUCAUUAGUAGAGAUUAUGACAUGGAUAUGGACGACUUGUUGGGCGAUGAACUUGAGUCUUUUGGGGCAAAUGGUAUCAGGAGCGGCGGAUUCCAGUUACGGAGAAAUUAUGAUUCAUAUGACGACGACGACGACGAGGAUGAUGAUGAUGAUGUUGUCGGAAUAAGCCGGCAUUCAGCGAUCCCGCUAGGCCGUCAUCAUAGACGAAUGUUGUUUUUGGGAAGGUCGCGUCGGAGGAGGAGGCGGGAUUGAUCUUUGUACAUUAUAAAGCUGCAACUCUUAUGGCUCCUCCCUUAAAAACCCCGCUCGAAGUGGUUUUAAUCCUUGGUUCAACUUCUACAAUUGUUUGGGGGCCAUAUCUACCAAUGCAAUGCAAUGCAAAUGCAAGUAGAAGUGAUGAAAUAUUUUCUUUGUUUAAUUUAAGGUGGUUAAUUUGGACAUAAUUGUGAUUUUUAGAUUUACAGGUUUAUAAAUUUCUCUCAUGUGAUUUGGCCUUGUAGGGAUAGACCAAAAAGUACUUCACUCAUUUAAAUGCUUGUUUGUGCAUAGUCAAUAUUGACCUGUAGGAUGAAUCGUUCAGGUACAUUUGAUUCUCUUUUUAACACCAAUCAAGGAUAAUUACUCCUGAUCGUUUCUCUUUCA
Molecule: messenger RNA, 1555 nt
Organism: Spinacia oleracea (spinach)
Lineage: Eukaryota; Viridiplantae; Streptophyta; Magnoliopsida; Caryophyllales; Amaranthaceae
Exons: 2
Coding region: 242-1165 (307 amino acids)
Source: RefSeq, a predicted model, not a curated record